CCGAACCAAACAGCCACACGGCGCCGCCCAGCCCGUCCACGAGCACACGCAACGCCACCCCCGACCCGCGCGCCAGUUAAUUGGCGCAGCGCCGCGCACCUGGCGCCUGGGUGUCGUGUCGUCGCCGCAGGGAGGAGGGCCAGAGAGACGCAGAGGCGAGGAGGCCAUGGACCUGUACUACCAGCAGGCCGCGCCGGCGGCGAGGAGGCCGUGGGCCAAGGAGGAGGACAAGGCGUUCGAGGCGGCGCUGGUGACGCUCCCGGACCACGCGCCCGACCGGUGGGAGCGCGUCGCGGCGCGGCUCCCGGGGCGCACCCCGCAGGAGGCCUGGGAGCACUACCAGGCGCUCGUCGCCGACGUCGACCUCAUCGAGCGCGGCGCCGUGGACACGCCCGACUGCUGGGACUUCGACGACGACGGCGACGGCCGCGCCACCGUGGCCUCCUCCCGCGGCCGCCCCGCCGGCAAGGCCCGCGGCGAGGAGCGCCGGCGCGGCAUACCCUGGUCCGAGGAGGAGCACAAGCUGUUCCUGGACGGGCUGGAGAAGUACGGGCGGGGGGACUGGAGGAACAUCUCGCGGUUCGCGGUGCGGAGCCGGACGCCGACGCAGGUGGCCAGCCACGCGCAGAAGUACUUCAUCCGCCAGGCCAACGCCGCCACGCGCGACUCCAAGCGCAAGAGCAUCCACGACAUCACCACCCCUUGACCGCCCAAGUCGACGGCGACACACUCCCUUGUUUAAUCAGUCGCCGCUACUCCCGUGGCCGUAAUCUUAUCCUAGUUACUACAUGAUGACGUGUACAUUAUAUAAAUCCUUUGUACUACCACUAGUACUUAGACUUAGCCUUAAGAAGAAGACUCUGACGAACAACUUGGCUCGGGCGGACGGAGGCUGUGGUUCCCGGCCAGCAAAUGGUUUACUAGUGUCUAGCUAGAUUUUACUAUGAGUCUGUUAGAACUAAUGGAGUUUGACGUGGCAAAAAAGAUCGUGUCUAGUCACUGUUCCUAUGGAUUUACUAUGAUUCUGUGGCAUGCUGCCGUCGUAGCUGGACUGGAUAAUGUUGUA
Triticum dicoccoides is the source of this 1066-nucleotide messenger RNA. RefSeq names its product transcription factor DIVARICATA-like. Gene Ontology annotation, molecular function: DNA binding. Bases 167 to 706 code for a protein of 179 amino acids. The transcript has 2 exons. The record is from RefSeq and is a predicted model, not a curated record. NCBI's taxonomy places the organism in Eukaryota, Viridiplantae, Streptophyta, Magnoliopsida, Poales, Poaceae.